This is a messenger RNA of Eremomyces bilateralis CBS 781.70, 2260 nucleotides long. RefSeq lists its product as uncharacterized. Gene Ontology annotation, cellular component: endoplasmic reticulum membrane. Bases 261 to 1958 code for a protein of 565 amino acids. The record is from RefSeq and is a predicted model, not a curated record. Lineage: Eukaryota; Fungi; Ascomycota; Dothideomycetes; Eremomycetales; Eremomycetaceae. Gene Ontology annotation, biological process: ergosterol metabolic process. The transcript has 6 exons. Gene Ontology annotation, molecular function: ergosterol O-acyltransferase activity.
CGGGCUAUUUAUGAAUAAUACGGCCCGAUGGCUUCAAAUCUGAACGCAUCUUCGCGAUCUUUGUUUCUUAUGUCCACUGUACUUCAAGGUACGUACCGGAACUGGUCAGGUAUGACAUAGCCUAGUGUAUCAAGUUUCGGAUAAGGUAACUUAAGCCUUGAGGUUUCGAAGAGCCUCUUACACGGCAUCUAAGCAAUAUCGCGCGUUUAGCUGGCUGCCAGAGACCCUGAAAAUUAGAAGUUCUCUGUUGCGCUUCUAAAAUGGGCACUUCAGGCGCUGAUUUGGACGCUUCCCACGCGUCGGAGAUGUUGCUGCCAAGACCACGGAGAAGUAGAAUGGAAUCCAACGGCAAAGGAAUCGUGGCCGCAAAUGCUCUAAAAGGAGAGCCUCCCGCAUCGGCUCUCUCGAGCGGGCGGACCACACCAAUUCCAUCCGAUGCGCCGCCAUCAACCCAGGCGACGUCGUCGGUCCGGAAACAAAUCCGGGCGCAGAACAAGUCGCGUCUGUUCCCGACUAUCGACUAUGCGCCGCGCGUGUCGCAUUUUGACCCGCGAAGUGAGUACACCAACUUCCGGGGGUUCUUCGUUCUCUUCUGGAUUUCCCUGGCGAUCAUGGCGAUCACCGCCAUACUUCGGAGCUUGAAGGAGACGGGGUAUCCUUUGAAUGUCAGUCAAUGGUCUCUGUUUACGGAGAAUAUUGGGGAGCUAGCGUUAAGCGACCUGCUUAUGGCGGCAAGUACAGUGUUGUGUUUGCCGUUACAUCGUCUAUAUAUGUCCGGAAGUUCCAUACUCAGAUGGAGUAAAUCCGGAAUAGUCAUUCAAGCUAUCUUUGAGGGGAUGUGGUUGGUAUUUUGGGUUUGCUGGCCUUUUCUUCGGACGUGGACAUGGACGGCGCAAGUCUUCUUCACGCUCCAUAUCCUUUCAUUAUUCAUGAAGAUGCACUCAUAUGCGUUCUACAAUGGGCAUCUAUUGGAGACCCGACACCGACUGCUUGGACUAGACUCCCCUUUAGCGGCAGCGUCUACAUCCGCCACAGAAUCAGCCGCAGUCCGAUAUCCAUCGGCCUGGUCCGAGAAGAUGCCGCCCGAUGGGAGAAGACCCUCCAAAGAGAUCAACGUGAAUGGAAUAGUUCACUCUGCAGCUGUUGAACAAUUGCGAGAAGACCUAGCUUUGGAGCUCACAUCGCCGCUGGGUCGAAUAAGCUACCCGGCCAAUCUAACCUACCUGAAUUUUGUCGACUAUCUUCUCUGCCCGACCCUGUGCUAUGAAUUAGAGUACCCGCGGAUGCCGACCAGGGAUUAUAUGAACCUAUUCUACAAAUCCCUCGCCGUAUUCGGCUGCAUCUUCCUCCUGACCGUCACCUCCGAAGAGUUCGUUAUCCCCGUCCUCGCCGAGUCCUCCGCGCGCCUCCACAUGAUGCCGCCGCCGACCCUCUCCGAACAAGCCCUCAUCCUCGCUGAGACCAUCUCCGGCCUCCUCUUCCCCUUCCUCAUCAACUUCCUCCUCGUCUUCCUCGUCAUCUUCGAAUACCUCCUCGGCGCCUUCGCCGAGAUCACCGGCUUCGCCGACCGCCAUUUCUACGACGACUGGUGGAACUCGCGCGACUGGCUCGAGUUCUCGCGGCAGUGGAACAUCCCCGUGCAUCAUUUCUUCCGGCGCCAUGUCUACGCGGCGCUGAGCAGGCCGGUUCCGCUUAGCGAUGCCAAGCCGCCGACGUCGAGGCCGGUGGCGACGGCCAUUACUUUCUUUGUGAGUGCGAUUGCGCAUGAGUUGGUGAUGGGCUGCAUCACGAAGAAGUUGAGAGGAUAUGGAUUUGUGAUGAUGAUGAUGCAAAUCCCGAUCGUUAUGGUUCAGAGACAUCCCCUGGUGCGGGGAAGAACUUUGUUGAAUAACGUUCUGUUUUGGUGUUCAAUGAUUCUCGGACUCUCCAUGAUGUGUGCAUUAUACGUCCUAGUCUAGGACAUCUAAGCGCUUUUAUAGUUAUAGAAAUCCCAUCUCACUAGACAUUUUCAAUGUGAAAGGGAGAGCAAUCUCCCGUGUUUAAUCUUCUCAUUCGCCUGUGCUGCAUACACACUAUCCUUGAAAUCGUAAAACGACAACAUCAGCGGCCGAACGUCCACGUUCGACCCCGCCCUCCCACCAGAAUGCGUCCCACCCUCAGGUCAUUCGAAGAUGCACGGCACAAAGACAAGACGACUGGAUAAUGCUUGUUCACGCGGGCUCGGACCAAUCCACCUGUUCGGUGAUCGGAGCGCCACCAU